AGGGAGUGUAGCCGGGCAGGAAGGAGGAGUGGAUCCUGGGAAGAAGGAGGAGUGCUGCUCAGAGUGAAGCCCACAGGGAGGGCCGGGCUGUGUGUGUGGCUGGGAGGUGUCGGCUCUCUCCCACUCCGGAGCCCCGGGCUCUGUGCGUAGUGUGUCGGCCUCCUCCCCGGGCUCUCCCGGCUCUUUAUGGAUUAUUAGUGAUCGGAUCCUCCGGCCGUCACCAUGAAGAAGCAGUUCAAUCGCAUGCGGCAGCUGGCCAACCAGACGGUGGGGAGAGCCGAGAAGACAGAAGUAUUAAGUAAUGACCUUCUAGAGAUUGAAAGAAGGCUUGACAAUGUUCGGUUGGUGUGCCACAAUUCCCACAAAAGGCUCCUUGGCUGUUUGCAGGGACAGCCCGGCACCGAUCCUGAUAAGAGAUAUAAAAAGCUUCCUCUCAUGGGGUAUUCCCAGUCUAUGAUGGAAGGAUGUACCCAGCUUAGCGAUGAAACCCUUUUAGGGAAGACGUUGUGCUCAUGUGCAGAGGCAGAGCAGCGGCUGGCCCAGGAGCUCUCCUAUCAUGAGAUCCAGAUUGAGAAAGAUGUUCUGGAACCCCUAAACCAGAUGACUGAGGUAGAAAUUCCUAACAUUCAGAAGCAGAGGAAGCAGUUGGCCAAGCUGGUGUUAGAUUGGGAUUCUGCACGAGCAAGGUAUAACCAGACCCAGAAAUCUUCCACCACGAAUUUCCAGAUGCAGCCUGGCAAAAUGGACUCUUUGAAAGAAGAGAUGGACGAGGCGGCCAACAAAGUGGAACAAUGCAAGGAUCAGCUAGCAGCCGACAUGUACAAUUUUGUAUCCAAAGAGGGGGAGUAUGGUCAGUUAUUUGUCUCGUUAUUAGAGGCACAAGCAGAUUACCAUAGAAAAGCACUAGCUGUCUUAGAAAAGGCACUGCCCGAAAUCCAGGCCCAGCAAGACAAGUGGACGGAGAAGCCAGCAUUUGGGACGGCUUUAGAAGAACACUUGAAGCGCAGCUCACGGGAGAUCGCACUUCCCAUUGAAGCCUGUGUGAUGAUGCUGCUUGAAACAGGGAUGAAGGAGGAGGGAUUGUUCAGGAUUGCGGCUGGAGCCUCCAAGCUAAAGAAGCUGAAAGCAGCUCUGGACUGUUCCACCUCCCAGCUAGAGGAGUUUUAUUCGGACCCACAUGCUGUAGCAGGUGCCUUAAAGUCUUAUCUGCGUGAGUUGCCGGAACCCCUGAUGACCUUCAGCUUGUAUGAUGAAUGGACUGCUGCUGGGAAUGUGCCGGACCAGAACACCAAACUGCAGAGCCUGUGGGUUGUGUGCCAGAAAUUACCGAAACCCAACUAUGAAAACUUCAGGUAUCUGGUGAAAUUCUUGGCUAAGCUCAGUCACUACAGCGAUGUGAACAAGAUGACUCCCAGCAAUAUAGCCAUUGUGCUGGGUCCUAACUUGCUGUGGGCGAAGCAUGAAGGAACACUGGCAGAAAUAGCAGCUGCCACUUCAGUCCAUGUGGUGACAAUCAUUGAGCCCAUCAUACAACAUGCAGACUGGUUCUUUCCUGAAGAGGUGGACUUCAAUGUAUCUGGCGCCUUUGUCCCAGCCGCUCCAACUUUUCACAAUAACGUGUCCAGCGGAAAUGACAUGCCAUACGAGUUUGGCCUUUUUGACAACAAGAAGAGGCCGUUCAGCAUGGCCAUUGCAGAGGACCUCCUAAAAAAGGACAGUCUUGGCCUCAAAGUUUUGGAGUUCCCAUUUAAUGCGAGGAGAGGAGGAACGUUAAACCGAAAACACGCUUCCCCUGCUUUUCAUCCGCCGCUACCACCCAAUGAUGGCGGGACGCAGGCAGAGCCAGCUGGGACCCCAACAGAUGUUACCGCUGCUAACAGUUAUCCUGCACAGCCAGCAGUCCCUGCAGAGCCCGUGUCAGCUUUUGGACAAGAAGAGGCCAGCACAAACAAGACCAAAGAAAUUCCUACGGCAACCACACCCCCAUCUCUGCGGAACGGAUCUCUCGCAUCUGCUGCAGGCAACACAAACCAGUUAGUGGUUGGUCCUGCGCAAGGUGCUGCUAACCCAAGUCCUCACUCCUCCAGGCGAGUUACUAAGAAACCUGCCCCAGCUCCUCCAAAGCCAGUAAUCCCCCAUCCUAUACAACCUGGAAAUCAGAAUGUGCCUAUUACAGCUAAUACCCCUCCUUCCAUCUCGCCCAAACCCUCUAGCCAUGGCCAUAGUGCCUCUCCGCCAAACAACAGCACCAGUAAUCAAAGCAGCACAGCAGCUCCCAUUUCACACUCACAUGGCACCUUACCACGCAGGCAUUCGGGUAGCCAGCCUUUCAUACAGGCACCGAAUCAUCCUCCCCCACAGCCACCCACACAGCCAGCACCUCAACCCAAGCCCACGGUUCAGUCCACCAUGUCAUCCACAGAGUCCGCCACAGAGCAAUCCUCCAGCCCCUCACACUCCCCAACACCACCUGAUACUCCUCCUCCCAUUUCAGAUCACCCAGCUUCCCAGGGAAUCCUGCCAGAAGCCACCCAGACCCACCCCUUCCCCCAGCAAAACUCUGGCACCCUUCCUCGACCGCGUCCUGUCCCCAAACCACGUAUCCGACCAACUGUCCCCCCUCCUCCCCAGCCCCCAACAUCUCAAUCGCCUGGAGAAAUACAAUCACCAUCCACUUCCAAGAUCAUCACUGAACCAAUACUAGCACAGCCUGUCGCUGAUUCGGUGUACCCAGUCCCCAUUACAGACCCUUCUCAGUUGAUGGUCGCCCUUCUCGAUGCCGAAGCGGAGAGCACUGCUUUGUAAAAAAAGACAGAGUCGUCUGCACUCCCAAGACGCAGACAAUCCAGCCCUGCUGACCCUUCUAAGGUUGUCGUGUCAAGACCCAACAGUGAGAAGCUUUUACUGUCAGUCGUUUUUGUUGGAAGAUAACUUUAAAGUUUGAAUGACCUGAUGUGUCUUGCCUUUGAGGAUCGCGCAACCCUGGCUGCAGGGACUGAUCGGACAAAUCCCUUCAAUAUCUACUUAUUUUAUGCCACUAGUAAUAAAAAGUAUUUAGCUGUAUGGAAUAGAAACUUCUACAGACAUUCCACCACCACAGUUAAAUGAGUUUCUAUCCUUGUUAUGAACCUUUUGGGUGCCAGUCGGGAUUGAACUGCCACUGUAGUAGGAAUGGGACUGCAUAUUGCACGUACCUUUUACAUAUACCGGUUUUCAUAAUAAACCUUUAGGCUUUAAUAUUCAAUCAGAGGUUGAGGACGUGUUGACUGAUGCUAUAAGAAUUACUAACGUCAUAGGCACAUAGUUUUUUUUGGGAACUGCUGGUUUUCAGUUACCAUCUGUAGGGUAGAAACCUGGAAAUGCACACUCCCUUAUCGGGCACAUUUGUAAGCGAAGGGGAAAAGAAUUGUAAAAUGAAGCUGUUCUUUGUUGAAGGCUGCGUUUGCUGGACUUGGAAACGGCCUAUGGGCUUUCUAUAAAGGAAAAAAAAAAACUUGCUGCUGAAACCCUAUUAAAACUGAGAAUAUUUUUCCCUGA
This is a messenger RNA of Rana temporaria (common frog), 3537 nucleotides long. RefSeq names its product Rho GTPase activating protein 17 (gene ARHGAP17). Lineage: Eukaryota; Metazoa; Chordata; Amphibia; Anura; Ranidae. The transcript is spliced from 20 exons. Bases 223 to 2805 code for a protein of 860 amino acids. The record is from RefSeq and is a predicted model, not a curated record. Gene Ontology annotation, biological process: signal transduction; regulation of Rac protein signal transduction; positive regulation of GTPase activity. Gene Ontology annotation, molecular function: GTPase activator activity; protein binding. Gene Ontology annotation, cellular component: cytosol; intracellular anatomical structure; cytoplasm.